Molecule: messenger RNA, 2470 nt
Organism: Amphimedon queenslandica
Lineage: Eukaryota; Metazoa; Porifera; Demospongiae; Haplosclerida; Niphatidae
Product: regulator of G-protein signaling 7-like
Exons: 17
Coding region: 85-2373 (762 amino acids)
Biological process (GO): regulation of G protein-coupled receptor signaling pathway; positive regulation of GTPase activity; G protein-coupled receptor signaling pathway
Cellular component (GO): plasma membrane; neuron projection; cytoplasm
Molecular function (GO): GTPase activator activity
Source: RefSeq, a predicted model, not a curated record
GAGCUAAUUUAUCAUCCAUCCUUUCUCUGCACAAUGGUUGAUGAUUUUAACAUGUAUUAUUUGUUUUAAAGCUUAUUUGGCAGCAUGAGGGCCGCUUCUUUCAGAGUUUCCGAUCGUCGCUCCACGCUCCCGUCCAGCACGAGCAACAAGGUAAUGACUGCUGCCGUCUCUAUACCCAAAGUCGUCGAUAAAUGGGAGUUCAGGCAACUAUUGAGUGACCCUGCAGAGUUUCAGCAGAAUGGUCAUGAUGGGACUGGCAAUGACAGCAGGAGCAAAGGGAGUAGUAUACCUAUUUUUUAUCAAAAGAUGCAAUACAUGAUUCAGGAGAUGCUGCACUCAGAGACAGGGGUCCCCAUUCGUUCCCACAGAAACAAGCUCUUAUCGGCUGUCCCAAGUGUCUUUACAGGUUCUGACAUGAUUCAUUGGACUAUGAAGAGAUUCACCUGCUCAAAAAAUGAAGCACUUCAUUUAACCAACAUGCUCUAUAAUCACGGCUAUUUUUAUUCAGUCGAGAGACUUGAGCCAGUUGUUAGAGAUGACGGAGAACUCUACAGAUUUCAGACACCUCAUCUGUGGCCUUCUCAAAACUUUGAUGAUUCAGAUUUUGAAUAUGCUGUUUAUUUGGUAAAACAGAUCAAAAGGAGCAAGACCAGAUUACGACUUGCCGACCAUGAACUAGAAAACCUUCGUGACAUUAGAAAGAAGCUGAUACUUCAGUGGGACUAUGUGAAUGAUAGAGCAAGCGAUGAAGCGAGAAUAUUAAAAGAACAAAAGAAAAUUGCCAGAAGUCUAAUGGAGAACCAAGAGAGAGCUUUCUGGAGAUUAAGACGACCGCCACCUGGAGGAAAGGGAGUAACUGACUGUCUUCUCUCGAGAUUUUGUAUGACACAAACAGGAACCAAUAACCAAGUGCCUCUGACAGAGGAUGCCCUAAGAGAGGAGAUCAGUGUAUUGAAAGAGAUGAAAGAGCUAAAGAGGAUGAAGCUAUCAACAUCACUUGAAGGACUAGUCAGUCAUUGUAAGAAGUAUGCAGAGUUUGAUCCAAUGCUACACUCGCCCGAAUCAUCUAACCCUUGGGUCACUGGAGAGGAUGCAAUGUGGAUCAUCGGGAGAUCACUAGUUGAAUUCCCAACAGUGAGACAGCUGAGGCUGUGGGCAUGUUCCCUGCACGACAUGCUAACUGAUGUCACCGGACGCUACAAAUUCGAGCAGUUCUGUAAGAAACAGUAUUGCUCUGAGAACAUAAAGUUCUGGCAAGCCUGCACUGACCUAAAGCUAUUACCACUGUUUGCCAUACCUGGCUCUGUGAGGCUAGUAUAUGAUGAGUUUAUUGAUCCAAGUGCUUCACAUAUGGUUAAUCUCAGUGCUACUGCUUUCGAGGAAGCUAGCAAAGAUGUGGAAAACCCCUCAAGAUAUGCCUUCUCUGCUGCACAGGAACAAGUGUAUAGCUUAAUGAAGAAUGACAUUUAUCCACGUUUCCUGAAAACAGACUAUGAUGUCCUAUUAAAGACUGCACACUCUGGAGGCAGCUUUGGAAAAGGUUUUUUCAAGAGGUUAAUUCCUCGGACUACAAGUCGUUUAGAGAAAGCUACACCAAUCACAAUAGUAUCACCAUGUCACCCAGAAAGAUUCACUAGAAGACAACUAAGCAUUAGUAAGAGCAAUAGCGGUAGAAGCUCAAUGGGAGAUCUAUUUGUUAACAUUGGCGCCACUAACUGGGGCAGAGACACAUCAGCAUCAGCAAAUGAGCUUGAAUUUAUGAACGCACUCACUUCGCCAUCAUCUGACCUCACCCUUGGGCCGAAUAACCCAGAUGAGAAACAGCGCCGAGUCUCUGCUCCUUCUGCCCCGUUCACAGAGACAGCACCGGUAGAGAAAAAGAAAGAAGAGCCAGAGAAAGAGAAAGUGUUGUGGGCCCUCAAAGAGGAGGACGACGAUGAAGAGACAGAGUUAGAGAAAGAGAGAGCAAGAUGCAAGCUGCUCAAAGGAGCCAUUAGGACCUCCCUCAUACAAUCUCAUAGCAUGGAUGACCUCACACAGAUCGAGGAUGAUAAUACUUCUCUCCACGUCCCGGGGCAUGACUUCCAAACUCAACUAAUGUCACUCAAAGUGUCCUCAGACAUGUUUGACCAGGAUAUUGCAUCCCUUGAUCGCAAGAAAUCUAUCAGUAUAGAAGACCUCCAUCAGUUCCACACGAAAUUCAAGCCGCUAGAAGAAGAAGAGAGCUUCUCCCCUGGUCAUUAUGCUGCUAAGGACCGGAGGGUCUCAAAGGCUAAAGUUGCUGCCCAAACAAUGGUGACCAUUACGGUCCCUUCUCCUGAUUAUAAUUUCUACUCGAGCUCUGACAGCAUUCACUCGGCGAUAAGUAACUAACUGUGGGUUUGUUUGUAUUUUUGUACUGUUUGUAUUCAUUCUCUAUCUCUCUUUACUGCGUGAAAGUGAGGGAAUUAAAUAAUUAUUGAUAUUUUUU